Mya arenaria is the source of this 1071-nucleotide messenger RNA. RefSeq names its product N-alpha-acetyltransferase 40-like. Gene Ontology annotation, molecular function: histone H2A acetyltransferase activity; histone H4 acetyltransferase activity; protein N-terminal-serine acetyltransferase activity. Gene Ontology annotation, cellular component: nucleus. Lineage: Eukaryota; Metazoa; Mollusca; Bivalvia; Myida; Myidae. The transcript has 2 exons. Bases 85 to 336 code for a protein of 83 amino acids. The record is from RefSeq and is a predicted model, not a curated record.
UGACUGAAAUAUUUCUCACCCUGUUCAGCAUGAAUAUGUAGACGAAUGUUUCUAUAGUUUCCUCUCUGCGUUUGCAGAACUGAGAUGGUGAAGGUGAUGUUGACCACAUUCAAACACAACGAUCCAGGCUUUAAAUUCUUCCAGGAGGCCCUCAAGUACCAGAUUGAUGACAUUUCCCCUGAAGAUGGGAUGUAUGAAGAUGAAUGUUAUUACUGGAUACUUAGUAAGCCGAUCCGUCCCAAGAAAGCUUCUGGGGUAAGGCCCGCACCAACGGAAAAGGGGGCUGCCGGGGUCACCACUAAUGGACAUGUGAAUGGCACUGCUGAAGUGAAAUGAUGACAUAGUACAGUUGUAGUAGUUCAAAUAGGUGAAAAUGGAGCAAUGUUUGUUCUAGAAUGAACAAAGACCAUAUUGAGAAGUGGUAAUUAUUAUUUAUACGAAAUUUAAUGACCAUAAAAAACUGUUAUGAGAGAUCAUGUGAUAUUAGUGAUGUGGAAGACAAAAUACUAAGGACCAAACAGUAGUAUUUGAUUGUUAAACAUAUUGUUUUAUCAGAGUGUUAAGAAGGGGAAAGUAAGAAAAAUGAGGUACACACGGGUAAAGAAGUUUUUGAAGGAGGUUCAUAUAAUUCAGCAUGUUAACAAAGUGCCAUUUCUUCCCUUCUAAGAAUGGGUUCCAAUAAGAGACCUGUUCAUAAUGACCAAAAUAUUGUCAUUCUUCAUAUAUACAGUAUACAGUUACAUUUACUUAUAUUAAGUUAUGUAUAAUGCAUGCAUUUAGCUUGUCAUAUAUGUAACAUCUUAACACCAAAGACGUAAUACCUGAUUAUGUGUAUACUUGAAGAAAUAAUCAGUCAUGGACAUAGAAUUUUAAUUUAGGUAAUAUUUCAUUAUACUUGUUUCAAUUAUAUCACCUAAUUAUUGGAUACAACUGUGUCUUAGUGAAUAUUAACUGCUGUAAAAUGAUUCUGUCAGUCAGACAUUGCUUGUAGACAAAGACAAACCAUUGAAUUCUGAUAAAUGAUAUUGGACCCUUGGACCAGAAUUAACUUUCUGUUUAAAAAAGAAUUUG